AAGAAAUAAAUCUAAAAAAAAAAAGAAAGAAAAAGAAAAAAAAUCAUAUGCCAUAAAUGAGAUUUUCUCAUUGUAAUUACUGAAAAAUUGGUUAUCACACUAAUAACUAAUGUGAAAAAUGGUGUGAUCAUCAUCACAUUAAUACUUGAUCACAUUCAAUACUUGAUAGGGUUGGGAAUUGAAGUGAUGACUUAGUUGAAAAGUCAAUAUCUUACUGAAGGCCCAGUUUCCAUUCUCAGCAUUAUGUUAGAAGUAUUGUUACAGGUAAGCCAAGAGAAAAGCAGUUGGAGUAAGAAACAAUAAGACUCUGACAUAAAAAAAAAUGCUAAAGCUACUCUCAGAUUACGGUUUUUAUACCUUGCAGGAGAAUCAAAGGAUUUAACUGUUGAUAAAGGAGAAUUAGGAAAAUAGCAGGACUUAAGUAAAACUAACCUACAGAUGUUGACAGUCAAACUAUUGGAGAAUACACUUGUACUAACAACAUGAACAAUAAUAAAAUCUCAACAUUACCUUUGCAAGAUAUGUGCAAAAGGAUUGCGUCAACUGAAUAUCCAAAAUAUGAAACUAGUCAUGUAUCAUACUAUUUACUAUGUUAAAAUGUCCCCAAAUUAGAGCUAAUGAUAAAUGCAAAACAUCAAAUUCUGUGCUAAAGGAAAAGAUGAGUACGUUUCUUUUUAAAAUGUGAUUUUUUUUUCAUUGAUGCUUCUGGAAGCUUGAGUCUAUCUUCUGACCUAGCCAAUCCACUUCAAAGGAUCCAUCUCAGAGUUGAAGUAACAGGCACAGAACGUCUCAAAGACCAGUGCCUCUGACUUGAGCGUGUAGAGUCACCUGGAGACCUUGAUGGAUAUUCUGGGCCCUCACCUCCAGAGUUUCUGACUCAGAUCAUCUAGACUGUCGCAACCAUCCUCCCCCCAGUCAGGCUGCCCAUCACCCACCAUUCCAGCAGGUAAAGUCAUUUCUCCAUCACAGAAGCACAGCAAGAAGGCACUGAAGCAGGCUCUAAAGCAGCAACAACAAAAGAAACAGCAGCAGCAAUGCCGGCCCAGCAUGUCCAUCUCCAACCAGCAUCUCUCCCUCAAGACUGUCAAAUCGGCUGCUGAAACUGCACCUGCCAAACCUGCAGUUUGGGAAGGAAAGCAGUCUGAUGGACAGUCACACAGUCCCCAGAACUCAAGCUCCAGCUUUUCUUCUUCGGUCAAAGUGGAAAAUUCCUUGCUAGGCUUGGGGAAGAAGGCUUUCCAGCGGUCUGACAGGCUCCACACAAGGCAAAUGAAAAGGACUAAAUUUGCUGACAUUGAUGUUGAAACACCAGACUCCAUUCUCGUUAAUACCAAUCUGCGAGCACUGAUCAACAAACACACUUUCUCAGUCCUUCCUGGAGAUUGCCAACAGCGGCUACUGUUACUGCUUCCGGAAGUAGAUCGACAGGUUGGUCCAGAUGGUUUGCUAAAGCUCAGUGGCUCAGCGCUUAAUAAUGAGUUCUUCACAUCAGCGGCCCAAGGCUGGAAGGAACGGCUCUCGGAAGGUGAGUUUACUCCCGAGAUGCAGGUGAGGAUUCGACAAGAGAUUGAGAAGGAGAAAAAAGUGGAGCCAUGGAAGGAACAGUUCUUUGAAAGUUACUACGGUCAGAGUUCUGGUCUGAGCCUUGAAGAUUCAAAGAAGUUGACUGAUUCCCCAAGUGAUCCUAAAGUCAAGAAAAUCCCAGCUGAGCCGCCCAAAUCCACCCUUCCUGCAGAGGCCUCUCCUACCAGAACAGUGCCCACUGCUCCCCAGUCAGAGUGUAAGGAAGAAGCAGUGUCCACACCAUCACCAGUCAAAAAGGAACAGCCCGAAAACCAAGAUGAGGGUCAGCCUAGCCUCCUCCUGUGCCCAGAGCCGCUGCUUCCCCCGACUGGCAACACCACCGCAGAGGAGCCAGGCUGCAUGCUCCCCACCCAGGGACCCAAAGAUGAGCCGGUCCUGGAGCAGAAGCCAGUGGCCUCUGCCCAACAGGAGUCUGAGAAGGAUAAUCAUAUCACCCCCGUUCCUACUUCCCACGAGAGUGAAAGCCACGUCACUUCACUUACAUCCCCAAGCAAGCCCAAGAGUCCUGGAGUAGAGAAACCCCUGCUGAAGCCCACAGUAGAGGCAGGUCUGCAAGAGACCCCUGCAAUAGAAUCCCCAGCAGCUCUUGUUGAUCAAAGCCCUGAAAGCCUCAAGAGGAAAUGCCUCAGCCAGGAGGAGGCACCUGCGAGCUGGGAAAAGCGGCCACGGGUCGCUGAGAAUCGCCCGCCCCAGCCAUUUCUGGCCUCGCACCAGCCCUUUCUCAGCAGAGGAGACAGGGUUCCGGUGCGCAGGGUACCACCUCUCAAGAUCCCGGUCUCCAGACUCUCCUGCUUGCCAUUUCCCCCGUCGCAGGUCUCUCCCAGGGCUCGGUUUCCCAUCUCCAUCACUAGUCCCAACAGAACAGGAGCCAGAACCCUGGCAGACAUCAAAGCCAAAGCCCAGCUGGUCAAAGCACAGAGGGCAGCUGCUGCUGCAGCCGCUGCCGCCGCUGCAGCCGCCACUGUUGGUGGGACCAUCCCUGGACCUGGCCCCGGGGGCGGACAAGCCUCGGGAGAAGGAGGUGAAAAGAAAGGUGCAGGAGGAGGGAGUCCAGGCCCAGACAGAGCCCGUGAAAUUGGACCAGGCCCCACCGUGGAGCUGGCAGGAGCUGGAGGCAGGGGAGGUACGGGAGAGCUUUUACCCUGUGCUUCAGAGAUUCAGCCCCAGCCUGCGGCCAAGACCCCAGGCCAGGCCCAGCUUCCUAGUGGCCCUGGAUCACAACUACAGCAAACCCCCUCAGUGCCUCCAACACCUGUCCCCAGUGGAACAGGGCCAGGUGCCCCCUCUCCAGCCCACAGAGAGAGACUGAGCAGCGAAAUGCUCCAGCCCACCAAGGCAGCAUCCGCUGUGGCCUCUCUUAGUCACCCCACAGGGCCCAGUAGUUGUAGACAGGAAAAGGCCCCUUCUCCACCACCAGGUCCUACUCUACUCUCAGGGGGUUCCCCUGUUCGAUUUGCAGCUGAUGGCACUGUUGAGUCCAAAGCCAGUUCCAGUGAGAAUACACCAAACCCUUCAACCUUGACCAAGGUAAAUGCCAGUGCCCCGGUGGCCACAGUUCCCACCCCUGUUGCAGCUUUAUUGACAACAGCCACUUUAGAGAAGCUCUCGGGCCCCCAGGUCAGUGUGACCACAGCUCCUCCUGGGUCAGCUCCUUCCUCAAGCACUUCGCCAGCAGCUUCUAGCCUUAAACCCCCAGGAACUUCCUUAAAUGCCAACGGCCCCAUUUCACGAUCAAGCUCUAGUAUCCCUGCUAAUAAUCCUCUGGUUACUCAGCUGCUUCAGGGCAAAGAUGUGCCCAUGGAGCAGAUCCUGCCUAAACCUCUCACCAAAGUUGAAGUGAAAACGGUCCCCAUGAUCACAAAAGAGAAGGGGAUAGGGCUAGCCCCAGGCAGCACCAUAGCAGAAAGUAGCACCAGAGAGGAAGUCCAUGUGCGACUGGUACAUCCAGCUGUGCAACAGCUGGGAAGCACCUUGCAGAGUAAGCCACUCCCCCAGGGCCCCAGGCCCCUGCAGCUCUUGCCACCGAAGGACCUGAGGGACUUGAGCAUUGACACACAUCAGUACCAGGAAGGACUCAGCAAAGCAACCCAAGAUCAGAUCCUGCAGACUCUGGUCCAGAGGGUGCACAGGCAGAAUAUUCUCUCAUUCGGGCCCCCCUCCCAGUUCAGCUUCCCCCACUCAGGUUUCCAGCUGGAAGACAUCUCUACAAGCCAGAGGUUCAUGCUGGGCUUUGCUGGCAGGAGGACAUCCAAGCCUGCCAUGGCAGGCCACUACUUACUGAAUGUUUCAACCUAUGGCCGUGGUUCGGAGAGCUGUAGGAGGGCCCAUUCUGUAAACCCCGAAGACCGUUUUUGCCUCAGUAGCCCCCCUGAAGCCUUGAAAGUGGGGCAUGCAGAUAGUAAAAACAUAACAGGCGACGACAGCAGCGGCAAAGAGGAUGACACUGACGAGGAAAGUACGGGUGAUGAGCAGGAGUCUGUGGUGGUGAAGAAGGAGCUCCCAGCUCCCCAGAGCUCCGACCAGGGGGACGUGAGUUCAGGACAACCCAGGAGAGAUAUGUCUAUCAGCGACUGCUCAGCCAGCCGGGGUGUGAAGGCCGAGGCACCGGUGAGCGAGCAAACUGCUUCGACCAAGGAGAGUUACCUGUUCUCCAGAGGCCAGGCAUUUGAUGAGAAGACUCUGGCCAGGGAUUUUAUUCAGGUAGCACAGAAGCAAGUGGCUCAUGCAGUGAGAGGGAAGACGAUGCGGGGCAGCCCUGAGGUUUUCAGUUCUGCCCUGCCUCUGCCUGCUGACAGUCCCACCCAUCAGCCUCAGCGCCUUCCCCCGCUACAAACCCCAAAGCUGUAUGGAAGCCCCACACAGCUCGGGCCAAACUAUAGGGGCAUGAUCAAUGUCUCCACCUCUCCUGACAUGGACCACAACGCUACUGUGCCAGGUAGCCAGGUAUCUAGCAACGUUGGUGACGUCAUGUCCUUCUCGGUGACCGUCACAACCAUCCCUGCUAGCCAAGCAAUGAAUCCCAGCAGCCACGGCCAGACCAUCCCCGUCCAGGCCUUUCCAGAAGAGAACAGUCUCGAGGACACGCCUUCAAAAUGCUACUGCCGAUUGAAAGCCAUGAUCAUGUGCAAGGGCUGUGGAGCUUUCUGCCAUGAUGACUGCAUUGGCCCCUCCAAACUCUGUGUCUCCUGCCUUGUUGUUCGGUAAUGAGACCAGAAAGGUGCACGCUGUCAGGGUGGGGGCGGGGACAGGCUGCUAAGGUGUGCUUUUGGGGUCCUUUGGGAAUCACAGAAACACAUCGGUUUCAGUUGUCGUAUCAGACAAAUGCUAAUCAGGAAUGCAGAACGCAGGUCUUUUUUUUUUUUUUUUUUGCAUUUUAGAGGAAGAGCACCUUGUAUAGUUAAGUCUGAGUCAAGCAAGACUAUGAAUCUGUGACAAGUUUGCACUUAGAAAAUCAUGUAAAUAUGUCACAUUUUUGUUUAACAUUGUUUUCCCAAGUAUUUAGGUAAUAAUGCAUUGCUUUGAAUUCAGAUUUAUGUUCCACUUCACGUGACUCUGAGAAAAGCCCACACAUUACAAGCAAACUGCCUCCCUCCAACCUGGGCUGAGAGAGGCCCAGGAAAGCAGUCAGGAAGGUACGGGUGGGCUUGAAAAUGACCACAGGAGAGGAGUGUGUCUUGACAUGCUGGCUACAAGGUGUGCAGAGAUGUUGCAUCCUUUACAGGAUUUGGGUUUGGGCUCACACGGCCCCUUUGUGUUAGACAGAAGCUGUUCAAGUUGACUUUUGUUGAGGCCUUAAUCUCUCGGGCAGCAUUUCAGACCCUGGAAGCUCCGGCUUGCUCUUGGCUUCAGUCAGCCCUGUCAUGUCUCCCCUACGCCCACCCCGUCCCCACCCUGCUCUUGGCAGGCACUGCCCACAGUGGCCAGCACCCUGCCAUUCCCUAACCCGGCCCCUCCACCCUGUGAUGGGAGUGGCUGCACAGACCCUGUGUGUAACUAGCCUGCACAGGGCCGUGGUUCCAGCAAUAAGAGCUGCGCACCUGGGACUUUUACAGACAGGUUUGAAAUAUGAAGGCAAACAGCCAGAGAGGAGUGAGUGAUCAAGUAACUUGAACUAUGUCUUGUUCAGUAUAGGGAAUAACUGCAUAGAUGGUUAAAUUGGGCAGAAAGAACUCAGGAAAACAGUUUUAACACUCAGCACAAAGUAGCCUGUCAUUUCCUCUUCUCUCCCAAACCACUAGCUGAUGCUGUGUAGUUGCAGGUGGAAAAACUCCGUAACACCACACUGGCUCCUUCUCUUCAACCUGUUUUGCCUCCCAAGGUGUCCAAGGAUGGAGCAAUCUUAUUUCAUCUUAGGCUAAACACAUGUGCAUGCCCACACACAGUGCAGUUUCUGUUUUAGCCUGUGUGUGACCUGGUUUGGAUCACUGCUACCUGCACUAGAAACGUCUUUCAUUAAGGGGACUCGAUGAACAGCUACAAAAGUGUCUGAAAGGAAGAAAAGUUGGCUAUAAAACUUUACUGGUUUUUGUUGUUUUUUGGGGGUAGAGUGCUUUUCUUACUGUUUUUCAAAUCCUUUUUAGUAGCUGAAGAAUUUUGGAGUACAUAUUACUUAGGUUCUGGUUACAGAAGAUUAAAAUAAACUUACAGUUUACCAGACUUUGGUACUAAGUAGGAGAUUGUCAACUUGUACCAUGUGCAUAGUAAUUUCAAGUCUCCUAAUUUGAAAUGUGUAAAAAUACUAGUACAAGAUAGUGCAGAUGUAUUUGUACUUAAUUUUCAGGGUGUGAUAUUUACAAAAUGUGGAACAGUUUAAACUCAUGAUCGAGUCACAUUCCAGGUUAGGAGAGCAUAAGCAAUAACAAUAAUAACCUCUGGUUUGCCCCAUUCUGCUCCCUGCAUCAUAUCCACUUCAAAUCCUUCCCCUCACCCCCCACCCCGCUAGUCCUUGCUCCAAAGCCGGAAGAAACUUACUCUCCUGAUUCUCAUUUUUCUUUUCCAGCUUUUUUUGUGUCCCAAGGCAAAAAGAAGAUCUGUGUCCCGGUUUCAGCCAAGGCAGUACGUCCUUCUGUCUUCCCUUUUUCUUCCAACACACACAUAGCGUGGUUGUCAUCAGAAGGGUAGGGAGUCAGCUUAGAGCCAAGAACCACAAGGAAACAGGAACUGUGGUUCUGCUGCCAAACUGGCUGGUGCCUGGGUAAGCCAAGUGGGGUUCCAAAGGCCCUUUGCUGGGUCAUGCUUCCUACACAUCUGACCCUUUUGCUCCUCACCUCAGCAGCUGUGCAGCCUGAAGGGGCCUGAGUGUUUCGGAACGGACCCUGUUGCCAAGUGUCAGCUGCCAGUUUGGAUGGAAUAAAAUGACUGAACUUUGCUUCACUCCUCUUUCAUCAGAAAAGCAGUUCUCCCCAAAUCCUGUCUGAGAACAGAUAGGCUACGAUCCAGAAAGGGAGAACAGUGGCAGGGAUCUUCCGGGCCAAUUAGAGAGCAAACCACAUCGUGCCUCACUUGCACUAGACCCAGGCUUUUGCUCUUGGGUCCUUAGCAUUGCUGUUCGCAAAUUUUCUCUAAGAAUACUCCGCCGGUAUGUGCUGACUGCCCCUGAACAGAAAUUACCUGCUGGGCACUGUCUUAACCAGAUGAGAAAACCAUUAAGGACCUGUUAGACUGUGGCAAAUUGAAUACCAGUCAUUUUAUCAUUUUGUUUCAAGACAGUUACUUUUAGAAAGUCAUUCAUCUCAUAAAUUGAACUGGGAAAAAUAUUAACAAUUUGGCCCUUCAGAAAGUGAAGCAGUGGAAAUAUGAAAACUUUUACGUGAUCAAGUGUGGUCCUCAAGGACCUUCACAACAAUUUUUAUCUCAGCUUUUGGUUUUUCUUUGGAUCCAGUCCAUGUCUCAGAGGAUGAUGUGCCACCAUUUCCAGGGAUGUUUCAGAUGCCGAAUCCAAUGCGCUUGUCUCCCACAUGGCCAUUCCCUGCCUUCAUUGCCCCGGCCGCAUCCCACUGCAGGGCACCCCAGGACACAUUACUAGCCUGUCAUCUCCGUCUGAUUCAUAGAUGUUCUCAUUGGUCUAGAAGGGAAGGCUUCCCGAAUCUUAAAGAAGUUUAAUUAAAAUUAUCCACCUUUAUUAAAUAGAAAAUAAAACCAAAUAACCCAAAAUAGUUUGCUCUACUUUUGGUCCUUAACCCCUGUGCUCCAAAUGCUGAAGCUGUCUGUGGAAUCCUGUCAGAUUCUUAAAAGUGAGAGCUAAUCAACAGGAAGUUUUUCCCCUGGGGUCCAAGGAGCACAGGCGCACGUGCUGAGAAGGUGCACAGACAGCAGUGUGCAAGAGCUGAUCUCAGACAAGUUAGCAGCCGAAGGAGAACCUCGUUGCCCUCCUGGUGAAGGUGCAAUGUCAUGCAUAUUAAUGACCCAACAGUUACCAUCCCAGUUGUCAAUUUCUGCAUUUCCCCACCUCAGAGAUCCUGAGAGAACUCUGUGAUUUGGUUAGAGUGAUGGGAGUCUCCUCUGAGUCUCUACUGCAACUUAUUUCCAGAACUCGCAGUCAGGGAACAGUGCCGGGGUUGUUUUCUCUUUGAUGUCAUGUCAUAGCAAGGAGAAAAGUCUCCCCAUUGCAUCACAGCCAUAUGCUAAGGAACAGCUUGACCUAGGGUAGUUCUCAGCCCAAUUCAUAGAACAGUCCAAAGAGACUCCAAGAAACAUGUCAGGCAGGAACAUUUCCUACCAUAUUUCAAUACCUGCAUACCUAUUGAAAGAGACCAGUAGGUAACAUUUCCUAAAGUUGAAGCAAUAGCUUCCUAGAUUCUUGGUUACUUUAUUUUUUUUAAUGCUUUACAUUUGAUACGACUAUUAAAGAUCAAUUUUAAAAAUAGCUUUCCAGUAAUAUAUUUUAAGUAAUAUAUAUUUUAAUAUCUAUGUAAAAAGUGACAGUGGAAGACUUUGGAUUUCUCUUCUAUGGUAUGUUUAAUGUAGGACCUCUCUGUUAAGGCACAAGUUAUUUCAAA
Molecule: messenger RNA, 8582 nt
Organism: Ochotona curzoniae (black-lipped pika)
Lineage: Eukaryota; Metazoa; Chordata; Mammalia; Lagomorpha; Ochotonidae
Gene: ASXL2
Product: ASXL transcriptional regulator 2
Exons: 9
Coding region: 1048-4788 (1246 amino acids)
Biological process (GO): animal organ morphogenesis; positive regulation of transcription by RNA polymerase II
Cellular component (GO): PR-DUB complex
Molecular function (GO): chromatin binding; peroxisome proliferator activated receptor binding; DNA binding
Source: RefSeq, a predicted model, not a curated record